Symbiodinium pilosum is the source of this 2151-nucleotide messenger RNA. NCBI's taxonomy places the organism in Eukaryota, Dinophyceae, Suessiales, Symbiodiniaceae. The record is from the annotation of a GenBank genome assembly.
AUGGAUCUGUGGCGCGUUGACCUGCAAACUGGGGCGCACGAAGAAUGGAUUGAUGCACGUUUGCUGCAAGGCGAAAGCCUCAACGUCGCCGAACUGACUGAUGCUGAACGCGCUGAACGAGAGCGACGUCGCCAGUUCAACCAUGGCUUUACCGAAUUCAGCUGGCACCCCGACAGCGACGUUUUGCUUGCUCCCAUGAAUGGUCAGGCUCUAUUUAUCGACGUAUCGAAACCUGCAAUCAACAGCGUUGUGAUGACACCUGAAGAUAAACGCCAGAGUGCUUUUCAGAUUUCUCCAGACGGGUGCUGGCUGAGCUUUGUGCAGAACGGUGAUCUGUUUGUUUUACCCCUGGAUCCGGAACAGCCAUUAGCUAAAUCCAGCAGCGGCGUGCGUCAGAUUACUGCGGAUGCUAGCCCUACCUUAAGCAACGGUCUACCGGACUUUCUAGCCGCUGAAGAGAUGCACCGUUUCCGUGGCCAUUGGUUCUGCCCUAACAGUCGUUUUAUGGUGUAUUGCAAGGUUGAUGAAUCGACCGUAGCGAUAAGCUACCGUCUGGAAAUGCAGGCUGAUGGCGCGCAAACCAUUCAACAGCGUUACCCUUACGCCGGCGCCGACAACCCCAGAGUCAGUUUGUGGAUGUUCGAUCUGCAAGACAGCAGCAACCGGUGUAUCUGGCAGGACAGCACAGAAAUUGACAACGAUGAUGCUUACCUCGCCCGAGUACAGGUAAAAGCUCACGGUGUGUACAUUCAGACCCAGGACAGACGCCAGCAGACCCUGAGCCUGAAACACCUGGACUUGAACAGCGACGAUACCCAAUGGCAGCUGCUGCACAAAGAAAGCAGCUCAAGCUGGAUCAAUCUGAAUGACGAUCUGACUAUCAUUGAACCGAACCGGAUUCUGAUCAGCAGCGAAUCCAGCGGCACCAAUCAGUUAUAUUUACUCGACGGUGCAGGCGAGUGUAUUGAACUGGCCUGCCCGACACAUAUCAAUGGUAUACGGCACAUCUGUGACGAUCGCGUAUUCGUUUCCGGUUGGGACCAGACACCCAUUGAAAAUCAUCUUUUUGAAAUUUCACUGGCCGGCGACCCAUGGCGCCAGAUAACCACACAGGAGGGUUGGCAUGACGUUGUGAUUGCGCCGGACGCCAACACCUUCAUUGAUCGAUACAGCCAUGAAAGUCUGCCCCCAAGCAUUGAUCUGCGUGACAUUGAAGGUGGCCCGGGAAAAGUGUUGUGGACGGAGGCAUUUGGUUCUACACACCCCUACCACCCAUUCCUGCCGAUGCAUGCGACCGCAGAUUUCGGCAGUGUGACUGCAGAUGAUGGCCAAGAGAUAUUUUAUAGGCUGACACCGCCGUCAGAAAUAUCCGGCCAGCACGCCACUGUCGUUUAUGUUUAUGGUGGCCCGGGUCCGCAGAAAGCAAAACGCGAAUGGAGUCCGUUAACUGUACAGCUGUUUGCCCAGAAUGGCUUUGCGGUUUUGGAAAUCGAUAAUCGCGGCAGCGGCAAUCGCGGCAUCAAUUUUGAGUCACCUAUCUAUCGCAACAUGGGUCACGUCGAAGUGCAGGAUCAGGUGACAGGUUUGCAGGCCUUGAAAAAACACGCCUGGGCUGAUUUGAAUCGCGUGGGGAUUUUUGGCCAUAGCUACGGCGGCUAUAUGACCCUUAUGAGCUUAAGUCUGGCCCCACAACACUUCGCGGCUGGCGUAGCCGUCGCGCCGGUUUGUGAUUGGCGGCUGUACGACACACAUUACACCGAACGCUACAUGGGUUUACCUGCUGAAAAUGAACAGGGAUACGCCAACGCCAACGUUUUGUCUCACAUUGAUGCGCUGAGCGCCCCGCUGCUGUUAAUGCACGGCAUGGCUGACGAUAACGUGCUGUUCACCAACAGCACCCAGAUCAUGGCCAGGUUGCAACACCUGGGCAAACCUUUUGACUUGAUGACCUACCCAGGCGCAAAACACUCUAUGCAGGAGCAGGAUGUAUCUAUUCACCGGUUCAACAUGAUUCUCGGGAAUGACAUUGUUGUCAGAGCGGCUGGCGUUUCAGACCUCACCUUCAUCGUUGCCAGCAAUCGCGCGAUGGCAGCUGAGACUGAAGUUUUUAUCUGGUCGCGGAAAACCGCGGCGAACUUGCGGGCACGCUGA